AUGGCUAAAUCAAGUAGUAAUUUUAAUGAAGAUUUAUUCGAGUAUUUAAAGGUCAGUGAAGAUGAGUAUGAAUCGAAUGCUGUUGAAAUUCCUUGUGAAUUAGACGGUACACUUCUUUUAUCAACACUGGUCGCUCAAUUUCCUGGUGCAUCUGGAUUAAAAUACCGACAUCCUGAAAGUAAAUCAGUCCGAGGUAUACGUUUGAGCGAUGGUAAGUUACAUCCUCCUGGAGAAGCUGGAUGGGGAAAACAUCUCUAUGUUUGCGUUUUUCCCAAAGAAAAUAAGCGUAAAAUGGAAGAUGUGUCACCUGAAAACUCGGCUGCAAAAACUAAAAGGUUAGAAAAAAAGCUAACAUGUUCAGAUUUGAUAUGCCUUGGAUUGCCUUGGAAAUCGACAGAGGACUCAAUCAAGCAGUACUUUGAACAAUUCGGUGAAGUUGUCAUGGUACAAUUAAAGAGAGACAAAAAUGGUUCCUUUAAAGGAUUUGGCUUUAUACGCUUUGCCACUUAUGCUUCACAGAUGAGAGCAUUAGCUCAGCGGCACAAUAUUGAUGGUAGAUGGGUAGAUGUGCGCAUUCCCAAUUCUAAAGAGGGUGUUGUUCCUCAAAUGCCUUGCAAAGUGUUUGUUGGUAGAUGUACAGAGGAUAUGACAGCUGAUGACCUAAGAGAAUAUUUUUCAAAGUUUGGAGAAGUAACUGAUGUGUUUGUGCCUCGACCUUUCCGGGCUUUUGGGUUUGUCACCUUUUUAGAUCCUGAAGUAGCUCAAAGUCUUUGUGGCGAAGAUCAUGUUAUUAAAGGUGCGUCGGUGUCAGUUUCUAGUGCUGCACCGAAAAUAAAAAGUAAAUCUAAUCAGAACUGGAAAGAGGAGUCGUAUGGUAAUAAUAACUGGGAUGGCAAUAGAUCAGGUCCUUCAGGAGGUCCUAACAAUAAUGGAGGCAACAGUAAUAUUGACUCCUUAAAUAUGCAAAAUUUGGGUAUAAAUCCUAAUGGAGGCCCUCCAGCUAACUUCAAUUUGCCAAUCAGUCUUGUUGCUGCUGCUUUGAACCAGGCUGGUUGGGGUGGCUUUUUAGGUGGACCAAGUGGUAAUCAAGGCCCCAAUAACUGGCAAGGACCACCACAAGGCAGUUCUGGUAAAAACUGGAACAGUAAUCAAAAUUGGGGACAAAAUGGACCACCAGCAUCAUGGAAUCAAGGUGGCAGUCAAGGCUGGAAUGGAGGUGGCAGUGGCGGUGGUAGUGGAGGUGGUAAGGGAGGCAACUGGAACCAAGGAAAUAACUGGUCUAAUGGUCAGGGAGGGUGGAAUGGCAAUGGCAGUGGAGGAGGUUCUGGACCUAAUAGUGGAUGGAACAACAAGCCCCUAACAUGAGAUGUCAAAGUCCUGAAAGGUUUUUAAUAAAAAUUGUUGAUCAACAGCAGGAGACUACUGUACAAUGUUAUACCAUGCCAUGCUUCACUAUUAAAAGUGUGUUAUGGCACCAUGCUCCAGAAUAGCACAUAAGUGUGAGAGGAAUCAUAUAGUAUAUGCAUCAGACUACUAAGGAUAUUGAUAAGAUCUUGCUGUUAUGAAACAUUUUUUUUUCAAAUGAAUGGUGGUGGUUAAUGACAAUCAUUCUACAUCAGCGGUACUCAAACUCGGCCCUCUAGCCCUCACGAUGUCCACCUCCCUCUACACACCGCCAUGCGCCACCACCAACGCCGGGUUGGGAAAAAAUACCAAAGGAU
Chilo suppressalis (striped riceborer) is the source of this 1721-nucleotide messenger RNA. Lineage: Eukaryota; Metazoa; Arthropoda; Insecta; Lepidoptera; Crambidae. The record is from the annotation of a GenBank genome assembly.